UGUUAUCUAUAAAGUCCGUUAUCCUAGAGUAACAGCUAUUUUCAAUCGACACUGGAUGUCAAAAACGGCAUGUUAAACUUUUAUAAAAGAUAUGAUAUUGGAAAUUAGAUGAUAUUUUGUCAUUUUGAAAGUGUGUCGAACAUUUAUUCAACGUCAGCUAGCCAAUUUCGGUAGUGUUUCAUUUCAUUUUCUCUCACAGCAAAGAAAAGACAGUUGACCACCGUAAGACAUGGAGAGAAAGCAGACGAUAAUUUGCUGGCUCAUGUUCUACACAGCUGCCGUCACGUACGGAGGAUAUCGCGAAACACGCAGUGGUACAUGGGAUGGUAUUAAUAUUUCAUGCGGACAACCAUCUACCCCAGCACACGGAGAAGUCAGCUUGCCAAACGGCACACGAUAUGGAGCAAUGGUGCACUACAGUUGUUAUGCGGGUUAUAAUCUUGUUGGGAAUGCUUUCCGGAAGUGCUUACAUGGCAACUGGGGAGGCACGACACCAAAAUGUGUUAAAGACUGUGACAAUGGAAAUUAUGGAGACACGUGUGAAGAAAAUUGCAGUGGUUGUAAUCCAGGAACAACGUGUAAUCCUAUGUCUGGCUCCUGUUCAGAAGAAUGUAGUGCAGGGUACCAAGGAAUCAAAUGUCUCGUUCCUUGCAGAAAUGGAACAUUUGAAAUAAAAUGCCAACAUAAAUGUGAAUGUGCAACCGCUGUUUCCUGUAACAAGACAUCUGCACUUUGUUAUUGUGGAAAGACAGUUCCAGAGAAUGGAAAGACGAGAUUAAUGGAGGGCUCAAAACUAUUAUAUACAUGUAACGCUGGUUUCAAACUUGUAGGGCACGAGACGCGCACUUGUAACCGUUUUACGGAAUCUUGGGACUACCCAGCCCCUCUUUGUGUAAAGAAAGGUGUGGUCGUGUGUCCCGAUGAAGCAGAUUACAGAGGGACAGUCUGGAAGAAAACUGGAGCGGGAAAAACAAGCACUACAAGAUGUCCACGCGGAUCUUCUGGUAUUGUAACACGGACAUGUCAAACAGACGGUACAUGGAAUCUUCCCAUUUACAAUUGCAUACGUGGGACGGUAGAAAAGGUUCAUAUCAAGGCAGAAACACUUAAAGAUAAUGCAACAGCCGAAGAAUUGGGAAGUACCCUCCAGACAAUAGCCUCCCUUACAUGUACAUUCACACAGCAGAACACAACUUUAGACGAAAGCAGCAAACUAACUGCUGGAGAGUUAAAUUUACUUUCAGUAUCUCUUCAGAAAAUAGCGUCAGUGUUAUCGACUUGGCCGGAUGUUGUCAAUCACAACAUAACGAACGCCUUCUUGGACUCAGCAAGCAACUUGAUAGACGACACAUAUCAACUCAGUUGGAAGGCGUUAAAGAUCGGAGAGCGCGCUGGUGCAGUGAAUGUAUUGUCGGCUGUUGAGUCAUUCGGAAAAAGUCUAGGCAGAUCUCUUGGAAUGGGAGAAGACCUGAAUCAGACCAUUGUGAAAACGAAUAUAGCAAUGGAAGUUACAAAGGUUUUAACGGAUGAUAUAACAUUUCCGGAUCAGGAGUAUCGCUCCGAAGAAUAUCUUGAUUGGGUAAAGAACACGAAAAGUAACAUUCGAUUGAGUUCUACAUCUUUUAGAGAUUUGUCGGUCCAGUAUAUUUCUACAGCAAUUAUGUACAGAAAUAUGUCGGAAAUAUUUCCAAGUAAAACCAAGAUCAAUACAAACUCGUAUAUGGAGAAAAAUAGAAACACAAUAAAUGGUCAGAUACUUUCUCUCUCCAUAUCCCCACCUCUAACAGAUAAACUGGAUCCACCAAUAUAUAUUUCAUUCCAGCAUAUUAAUAAUGAACUGACAGAACCAUCUUGCAGAUAUUGGCGUUUCCGCGGAAAUUCUGAUGGUUACUGGUCUAAUACAGGAUGUAGUGUUCAUUUUUCAAACACAACUUACACGGUCUGCGAAUGUAACCACCUAACAAAUUUUGCAGUUCUUAUGAGCCCUUUUAAAGAGGCUGACGCCGACUCGCUGGGUUUGCAAAUCGUCUCGUUUAUAGGAAUAGGAGUGUCAAUAUCAUGUCUGUUGGCAACUCUAGCAAUACACGUGCUGCUUUGGAAAUAUCUAAAGAGUGAUCGAACGGCGUUGCUGGCAAAUCUGUGCAUUGCUCUCGUACUGUCUUAUAUCUUGUUCUUAGCUGGUGUUGAUCGCACGGAAAAUACUGUUGUUUGUACAGUGAUUGCUGCAUGUCUUCACUAUAUCUACCUGGUGGUGUUUUCUAUAAUGUUGGCAGAGGGUAUAGAAAUGGCCAUAACAGUACUAUAUGUGUUUAAAACAAAAACAUCGAGAAUAAGAUGGCUACUUCUUAUGUCAUGGCUCUUACCCGCUAUCAUUGUUGGCAUUUCACUUGGCGUUACAAAAACAGAGGGAUUUGGAAACAAAAAAGUUUGCUGGCUUUCCAACGAAAAAGGCUUGAUUUGGGCGUUUGUCGGACCUACGUUAGCUGUUAUAUUGUUCAACACAGUAUGUUUGGUGGUUGUUGUGAGAGCUGUUUUCCGGUCAAGAACUAUAGAAGCAAAGGAAUACAGGGAGAAAGUUAAGAUUGGUUUGCGGUCACUGUGUGUUCUACUGCCAGUUACUGGAGUGUCAUGGAUACUGGGCAUAUUUUACGUCAGUGAAGAUUUCUCUUUUAUGCAGUAUAUAUUUGCUGUUUGCAAUGGAUCACAGGGAUUUUUCCUGUUUCUGUUCCACUGCCUAUUGAGCCAUCAGGUAAAAAAAGCGUUUAAGAUCAGAAAAAGAAAGAAGUACUCGGUUACAUCUGUCGGAUAUCCAACAUCUAAAAGCACGUCUGGUACCGAUACGUCGAGAUCAGAUAACGAACAAGUGAAACUGGAAACAGAAAACACCACAAAAUGAGACCAUAUGUAUAAAGGUAACAUAAUAGUGUUCACUCAUUAAGCAUCGAUAGACAGCUGUGAACAACGGAUACACAUUAUCAAGGGGAUAUGUCUGCCAAAUAGACUUACUAGAGUUAAUACUUGAGCUGAUCUCGCACAUCGUUAUAUAAUGUAUAGCCUAUACACAUUAAUUCAGUUGCUAUAAUUAUGGUUCAAGAUUGUGAAGUUAGUAGACCUUUAAUGGAAAAAAAGCUUUAUUACCAGUA
Mercenaria mercenaria is the source of this 3143-nucleotide messenger RNA. Its product is annotated as adhesion G protein-coupled receptor E3-like. The record is from RefSeq and is a predicted model, not a curated record. Gene Ontology annotation, cellular component: membrane. NCBI's taxonomy places the organism in Eukaryota, Metazoa, Mollusca, Bivalvia, Venerida, Veneridae. Gene Ontology annotation, biological process: negative regulation of angiogenesis; cell surface receptor signaling pathway; adenylate cyclase-activating G protein-coupled receptor signaling pathway. The coding region runs from base 230 to 2896 and encodes 888 amino acids. Gene Ontology annotation, molecular function: G protein-coupled receptor activity. The transcript has 27 exons.